AUGGAUCCCCUUCAAGAACCAAAGGAUGGAUCUGCACUGAGAACCAAGGGAUCAGCAUGGAUGGGCACCAAGAACCAAGGGAGAACUGGGGAUCUGCACUCACUGAAUGAGCCCACCAUCGACUACGGCUUCCAGAGGCUGCAGAAAGUCAUCCCACGGCACCCCGGGGACCCCGAGCGCCUCCCCAAGCGCUGGGGCACGGGAGCUGGGGGACCCCCAUGGGAUGGGGGGGGUGGGAGGGGUUUUGGGGUCGGGUCCCCCCCCGACCCUGUGCUGCUCCCUGCCAGGAGGGUGCUGCUGAAGCGCGCCGCCGACCUGGUGGAGGCUCUCUAUGGGAUGCCACACAACAACCAGGACCUCAUCCUGAAGCGCGCGGCCGACAUUGCCGAGGCGCUGUACAGCGUGCCCCGCGGCCCCGCGCAGCUCGGCACCACGCACGGCCCCGCUGCCAUGGUGGGGGUCAACUCCUUCGGCACCCAGCUGGCCGUCAGCAUCGGGGAUGCAGCGCAGGGCCCUGAGCAAGGGUUCACCCGCAGCACCAGCAGUGCGUCGCCACGGGGCUACGUGCCCAGCUCCACCCCACAGCAGGGCGCCUAUGGGGGCACGUCUGCCAUCAACGGCUAUGGGGGCAGCAGCAUGGCCGCCCUGGGGGUGCCCGGCUCGCCCAGCUUCCUCAACGGCUCCACCGCCAACUCGCCCUACGCCAUCGUGCCCGCCAGCCCCCCGCUGGGCGCCUCCUCCAUCACACUCCCAUCCGGCACCGCCGCCUCCGCCCCUCCGGGGGGCUUCUCCUUCUCCCCGGUCAAUAUGAUCUCGGCCGUGAAGCAGAAAAGCGCCUUCGCUCCCGUGGUGCGGCCACAGAGCUCCCCGCCGCCCGCCUGCUCCAGCACCAGCGGCAGCAGCCUGCAGGACGCCACCUUUGAGGACUCAGACAAGUUCCACACCCCCCGCACGAUCUCUGCAAGGCCUGGCCUAUUCCUAAGCACACCGUGCCCAGGCUCCUCGUGCCGCCCUGAGCAGCAGCCGUGGAUGGGACCGAGCGCAACCCACGCUUGGGGCCGGGGGCUCAGGGGUCGGGACCCCCGUCUCCAGCUGCCCACAGUGCUAUGGGGCAGUGGGGUGAUGCUGCAUGGGGCAGUGGGAGGGGGCGGCGGGCUCAGAUCUCGGCUCUGCCACAUGACUGAACCAAACCCUCCGAGUUCAGCCCCCAAAACGCCCCAUAGCCGUGGAGAUCUGCGGUGACACUGCCCACAGUGGGACACCACACAGAGGGGGGCGCCACGGUGGGAAGCUCCGCUGUGGGGCGGUUUGGGGCGGGAUGCUCCGCAAUGGGGUGUUGUGUGGGGGGACAGCGCAUGGCGGGACGCCCCAUGGCAGGACGUUUCAUUAUGGGAUGCUCCAUUUGGGGUUGCUCCAUGUUGGGAUGCUCCAUCAUGGGAUGUUCCACGUUGGGAUGCUCCAUGGUGGGAUGCUCCAUCAUGGGAUGCUCCCUUUGGGGACACUUCACAUUGGGAUGUUCCAUCAUGGGAUGCUUCCUUUGGGGUUGCUCCAUGUUGGGACGCUCCAUCAUGGGAUGCUCCCUUUAGGGAUGCUUCACACUGGGAUAUUCCAUCACGGGAUGCUCCCUUUGGGGAUGCUUCACAUUGGGAUGCUCCCUUUGGGGUUGCUCCACAUUGGGAUGUUCUGUGUUGAGAUAUUCUAUCAUGGAAUGCUCCAUGUUGGGACGCUCCAUCAUGGGAUGCUGCCUUUGUCGUUGCUCCACAUCGGGAUGUUCCAUCAAGGGAUGUUCCAUGUUAGGAUGCUCCAUGGUGGGAUGUUCUGUCAUGGGAUGCUCCAUGUUGGGACGCUCCAUCAUGGGAUGCUCCAUCGUGGGAUGCUCCCUUUAGGGUUGCUUCACAUUGGGAUGUUCCAUCAUGGGAUGCUCCCGUUGGGGAUGCUCCAUGGUGGGAUGCUCCACAUUGGGAUGCUCCAUGUCGGGAUGCUCCAUCAAGGGACGUUCCACAUUAGGAUGCUCCAUGGUGGGAUGUUCCAUCAAGGGAAGUUCCAUGUUGGGAUGCUCCAUGGUGGGAUGUUCUGUCAUGGGAUGCUCCAUGUUGGGACGCUCCAUCAUGGGAUAUUCCCUUUAGGGAUGCUUCACAUUGGGAUGUUCCAUUAUGGGAUGCUCCCUUUGGGGUUGCUUCACAUUGGGACACUCCAUCAUGCUUCCUUUGUUGUUGCUCCAUGUCAGGAUGUUCCAUCAAGGGACGUUCCACUUUGGGAUGCUCCAUCAUGGGAUGCUCCAUCAAGGGAUGUUCCCUUUGGGGUUGCUCCAUGGUGGGAUGUUCCAUGUUGGGAUGUUCCAUCAUGGGAUGCUUCCUUUGCGGACGCUUCACAUUGGGGUGUUCCAUCACGGGAUGCUCCCUUUGUUGUUGCUCCAUGUUGGGAUGUUCUGUGGUGAGAUAUUCUAUCAUGGAAUGCUCCAUGUUGGGACGCUCCAUCAUGGGAUAUUCCCUUUAGGGAUGCUUCACAUUGGGAUGUUCCAUCACGGGAUGCUCCCUUUGUUGUUGCUCCAUGUCAGGAUGUUCCAUCAAGGGACGUUCCAUGUUGGGAUGUUCUGUGGUGAGAUAUUCUAUCAUGGGAUGCUCCAUGUUGGGACACUCCAUCAUGGGAUGCUCCCUUUGUUGUUGCUCCACAUCGGGAUGUUCCAUCAAGGGACUUUCCACAUUGGGAUGCUCCACGUUGGGAUGCUCCAUCACGGGAUGCUCCCUUUGGGGUUGCUCCACAAUGGGAUGCUCCAUGUUGGGACGCUCCAUUAUGGGAUGCUCCCUAUGGGGAUGCUCCACAGCAGGCCGCCCCAUGGCACAGCUCUGCAUGGUGGGACGCCCCAUCCGGCCCGGCCCCCCGCUCGCCACCCACACUCGCUCCAGAUGUGCAUUUCCAGAUGUGCAGCCGCCCCCCACAGCUGGCAGGGCCGGCUCCAUGCAGGGCCGUGUUGGGACACCCAGCAGUGGAUGCCCCCCACCCCCAGGCAGAGCUCCCCUAUGGGGCACGCAGCACUUUGCCCCCACUUCCAUCAGCCCCACCAGCAGCCAGAGCCCCCCGGACGCAGCUGCAGCUCUUCUAGCAUCAUUAUUGCUACAAUUACUCUUAAUAAUAAUAAUAUUUUUAGUGACAGGUGAGGGCGGGGGGCUCCGUUGGGCCCUAUGGGAGCCCCCCAUCCUGGCGCUACCCCCCCACCCC
Molecule: messenger RNA, 3219 nt
Organism: Lagopus muta (rock ptarmigan)
Lineage: Eukaryota; Metazoa; Chordata; Aves; Galliformes; Phasianidae
Product: transcription factor COE3-like
Exons: 8
Coding region: 1-1242 (413 amino acids)
Biological process (GO): regulation of transcription by RNA polymerase II
Molecular function (GO): RNA polymerase II cis-regulatory region sequence-specific DNA binding; DNA-binding transcription factor activity, RNA polymerase II-specific
Source: RefSeq, a predicted model, not a curated record